GGGUGUGUGUGUGUGUGUCCCCCUCGGGGGGUGUGUGUGUCCCCCCGGUGAUGGCCACCGGGAAGAACAUCGUCAUCUUCGGGGCCACCGGCAGGACCGGGCUGGCCACUCUGGCCCAAGCCCUAGAGGAGGGUAAACGGUUGACAGUGCUGGUACGGGAUCGGGCCCGGCUGCCGGCCCAGUAUCAACCGGCACGCGUGGUUUUGGGGGACGCACGGGACCCCGCGGCAGUGUCCCGAGCCGUCAGGGGACAGGACGCCGUCAUCAUCCUCCUGGGGACCAGGAAUGACCUGAGCCCCACCACGGUGAUGUCCGAAGGCACCAAGAACAUCAUGACAGCCAUGAAGACCCACGGCGUCCGCAAGGUGGUUGCCUGCCUCUCAGCUUUCCUGCUGUGGGACCUGCAGAAGGUGCCCCCCCGGCUGGUGCCGGUGACGGAGGACCACAUCCGCAUGCACCGUAUCCUCCAGGAUUCAGGGCUCGACUGUGUCUACGUCAUGCCCCCCCACAUCGCUGACGACCAGCCGCUGACGGGGGAUUACACGGUGACGGUGGGCGCAUCCGGAGGCUCCCGGGUUAUUUCCACGCACGACCUCGGCCAUUUCCUCCUGCGCUGCCUCCACACCUCCUGCUACGACGGGAAAAGCGUCUACGUCUCCCGGGAUUAUUCCAAGGAUUAGGGGGAUCCCUCGGGAUCGAUCGGGGUGGUCGGUGGCUCCCCAAAAUCCCCCCUAACUCCCCCCCGCGCAUUCCCAGGGAGAUUAAAUCCAGUUUUUUCCCA
This is a messenger RNA of Harpia harpyja (harpy eagle), 781 nucleotides long. It is a transcript of the gene BLVRB, whose product is annotated as biliverdin reductase B. NCBI's taxonomy places the organism in Eukaryota, Metazoa, Chordata, Aves, Accipitriformes, Accipitridae. The record is from RefSeq and is a predicted model, not a curated record.